AUGGCAUUCAAAGACAGUACAAAAAAGAAUAUUCCACCUCUGAAAGAUGUCAAAUUCAAUUCUAUGGAAGCUCUUCGUCGCCUGCCAGCUGUCAAUCUGCUCAAUAAUAUUGAUCCACAGAGCCCAUAUGCCCUAUUCUCUCUCUAUAUCUCAGAGGCAGAUAUUCAGAAUAUUACAAGCUCCACCAAUGCCUACACAAAGAUACAGAUCUUAAAGAAUCCAGCUCUCAAUUCAUGA
This is a messenger RNA of Histoplasma mississippiense, 237 nucleotides long. RefSeq lists its product with no specific name. Lineage: Eukaryota; Fungi; Ascomycota; Eurotiomycetes; Onygenales; Ajellomycetaceae. The transcript is spliced from 3 exons. The coding region runs from base 1 to 237 and encodes 78 amino acids. The record is from RefSeq and is a predicted model, not a curated record.